UGUUGUUCUUCCCGGCAGACAUGACAGUGUGGAGAGCCAGCGGGAGUGCCAUCAAGUUGUAGUGUUGCCGUGUCACUAUAGUCUACAAGUCAAGUGUAGUGUUGGCGUGUCACUAUAGUCUACAAGUUAAUAGUCUACAAGUUAAGUGUAGUGUUGCCGUGUCACUAGUCAACUAGUCAACAAGUCAAGUCGGCGAAUGGCGGCCCAAGAAGAUGGCUUUAAAAGCUGUCCAGUCAUCUCAAUACGACCACUUUAAAAGCAGCGCAGGUUGACGGAAAGAAGGAGUGUGGAGCUAAAGUUCCUUCGGAUGGAAUGAACUCUUAGCACUUUUAAAGGAUGAGUCACAGAUGGUGCCUGAGUACCUUCCAGCGCUCACUCCAUGUGCAACAUCCUCAGUGCGUCUUCCUCAGCCAGUUGUACAUCUUCCACUCUCGGGGGGCUCCGACUCGAAAAGCAUGGCGCCGCAGGGCUUACCAGCUUAGACAAAAACUGGGGAUCCACACCGGGGGCUCGUGUUUGAACAGCUCGACACCUCGCUGGUCUGCGGGCCUGAGCCAACACAUGUCACGAAUGAGGAACACGCUGGACACGGUUUCUAAAGCCGUGACGCAAACGGACCUCCUCUCCAAGAUCACCAGACUCAAAGCCCAGAAGUCUGGGACAAAUGUGGCACCGGCUGCGGAAAAAGGGACCACUACUGCUUCUGUAACUGCACUAGAAGCUGCUGCCACUACCUCCUCCUCGCAGCCUCACAACGCCACACAAGCCACCGACGCUGUUGCCACCGCACCCGCGCAGGAGAGUAAGGAGAUAAAGCUGAGGCGUGUCAAACCGGAGGAGCCUCAACAAUCCUCCAACGGGAAACCAACCCAAGCACUUUUCCACCCUAGCAGCUUGUCAGUCAACCUGGAUCAAACCUACAACUACGUAGCGCAUCACAUCAAUUCUUACUUCGACAGCAGUACCAAAUCUCAGGAGAAGAAAGACCAUGUGGAAAAGCCUCCACAAUCAAGUGACCUAAUGUGUAAUAGACCGCCCCUUCCCGCUAAGAAAGGCUUAGGCCACUACCUGGCCUAUUCCGCUCCCACCGUGCAAGCUUUUGUCGGGAGCUACCUCACCCCCUUGGUGCCAAAGUUCAGGACGGGGGAAUCCAAAAGUGCUACGGAUGACGCCGUUAAGCUUGAGGAUAUGCCGGGGAAGCAGGCGGAGGUCAGCAUCAGUAAAGAGCAUAAGGUGGCAGAUGAGAAGGCCAAUAAACUUCUUCUUCAAAGGGAAAAGAUCAUUGCCAGGGUGAGCGUGGAUAAUCGAACCCGUGCUCUGGUCCAAGCUCUCCACAGGGCCACAGAUGUGAGGGUUUACAUCAGCAGAGUGGAGGACCUCAGCUACCAUCUCCUGGAGUUCCCUGAGACUUGUGGGGUUGCUGUCAAGGAAAAAGUCAUCCCCUGCUUAUUGCGUCUACAACAAGCAAAAGAUCCUGGUCUGAGGGAAGCAGUUCGAGAAGCUCUUAAUCUGGUGGGCUACCAUAAAGCAGUUAAAGGCCGAGGCAUACGCAUCCUGUCCAUAGACGGAGGAGGUUUAAGGGGACUUCUUGCCCUUCAGACUUUGCAGAAAUUGGAAGCCCUUACCGGCAAACCCAUUUACAAACUGUUCGAUUAUAUUUGUGGCGUCAGCACAGGUGCCAUCCUCGGCUUCAUGCUGGGCGUGUUCCAGCUGCCGACCGGCGAGUGCGACGACCUUUACCGCAAACUGGGCUCGGACGUCUUCAAGCAGAAUGUGAUCGUUGGCACGGUGAAGAUGGGGUGGAGCCACGCUUUCUACAACAGCGAAGCCUGGGAGAGCAUCCUCAGAGAAAGAAUGGGCUCACACAUCCUUGUGGAAACUUCCAGAAACCCAGAAUGUCCCAAACCCGGUACCACACGGUACCUGUCCGCGGCCCGGUGGUUGGGGACCACUGCCAUACGUGACAUGCUGCCUGACAAUCCCUGUGUUGACGUGCAGGUGGCAGCAGUGAGCACCAUCGUGAACAGGGGCACGCCACUCAAGGCCUACGUGUUCAGGAACUACAACCUGCUGCCGGGGGUGCGCUCCCACUACCUGGGGGGCUGCCAGCACCAGCUCUGGCAGGCUCUCCGCGCCACAUCCGCGGCCCCCGGCUAUUUCCAGGAAUUCCUCUUGGGGAGUGACCUCCAUCAGGCACUUAAGUCCAUCUUUGCUGAGCAACCAUGCAUUAGCCAUCAUAACAAAACACCGUUGGACAGAUCAAUAACCUGAUGCUACUCUACUGCCUGAGUAAGCGCUCAGUCUGCAAACUACAGGGGUCAGACGCCUGAGUAAAAGCAUCUACUUUUCAUGGUGUCAACAUCUCCUGGAGUUGGAGCACACCCUCACUCUCAUGUUCAUAGUGCUAGUCAGUGGGAGGAAACAGAAGACUGGGCCAGGAUGUUGGGGGAGAUUUUUCCCCCGCCUGUCGUCUUGCAGGUGGAAACCGACUGCAAGAUGCACACACCCACGUUUGACUGCUUCACCUGUCUCACUGGGACAAUCAGACUAACUGUCUAAUUAUGAAAGGGUCUCUUUCACACUCUGGAUAUUUAUUGAGCAUCCUGGACUUGACACUUCCUUCUUUAGUGAGACUUUGUAAGUGGAAUAAGGAUCGUAGGUUGUUUGACUCUGCCAAUCUACUUUUUACCCAAGUAUUUGUUUUACAGCAUUUAUUACUCGUGUUGCGUUUCCCAGAUGGGGAAUUGUCAUGACACGGUGAGGACAGAUGUAGAGUAAGAUGGAAGAGCAGCAAAGUCAUAUUUAUGGUGUUGAAGUAUUUCACCAACCCAAAUCCAAUCCAAUAUUUUUAUUGGCAGCUGGUCUCGUACCGCUGAGCUUCUGGUCCCCAAAACAUGUCCUCGUGGCCCAAAUGAAAUGCUCUCAUGCUACUUUACUAAACACAGUUAUCAUUACAAUAAUAAAGUCAUACAUUAAAACAAAAUUACUGCAGCAAAUAUCGUCUCUACAAGAGAAGCACUCUUCUGUUUUUAUAGACCCACUGUCAAAGUCAAAGAUCCUCUCUAUAUCAGUGGUUUUGAUUGAUUGAUUGAAACUUUUAUUAGUAGAUUGGACAGUACAGUACAUAUUCCGUACAAUUGACCACUAAAUGGUAAUAACACCCCAAUAAAUUUUUUAACUUGUUUAAAUUGGAGUCCACGUAAAUCAAUUCAUGGUCCCCAACCAUUUGGUCGUGACGCCUUUGCUCCCGGGCCGCAGAGAAACAUUAAAUCAUUUGUAAAGGACUGCAUUUUCUCCAGCUUAACUUUGGCCUGUCUGACUAGACACACCAACAAUCUUGUUUAUAGAUGUAUAGUACAACUCCUAAUAGGAAGUUGGCAUUUGUUAUAUUUGUUAUAACUUUGUGACCUGAUACAAUGCACAUUAAUGAACAUAUAAAAUAUAAAUGUGACUGAUUGCAUCUCAUUGCAAAGAAACAAGCCCAGGGCUCCCACUAAUUCAGCGUUAUAGUGAGUUGUAUUUUUCAUGCACUUAUUUUUGCUGUAUUUAUCUGUCACAAGUGGAAAGCCGGUCCCUGAAAAUAAUGCCUACAUUAAACAGGUCCGUGGUGCAAAAAAGGUUGGGGACCACUACUCUAUAUGACAGGAGUGCUUUGCAGAUGAACUACAUUAUGUUCAUGGAGCUCAAAGAUCCUCUAUAUGACAGAGCUGAUCUGCUAUUUUUAAGGUUCACUGCAGAAAUGCUUGUCAAAGAUCCUCUAUAUCAGUAUUUUUCAACCUUUUUUAAGCCAAGCCAGGUUUUUAUAUUGAAUAAAAUCCCGAGACACACCCCUAGCAGACAAUGUUAAGAAAUGAAAUUCAUUAGCCAAUAUUGACAGUAUAAAGUCCUUCAAGGAAGGCGUGGCGCAGUGGAAGAGUGGCCGUGCGCAACCCGAGGGUCCCUGGUUCAAUCCCCACCUAGUACCAACCUCGUCACGUCCGUUGUGUCCUGAGCAAGACACUUCACCCUUGCUCCUGAUGGGUGCUGGAUAGCGCCUUGCAUGGCAGCUCCCUCCAUCAGUGUGUGAAUGUGUGUGUGGAUGUGUAAAUGUGGAAUAAGCGGUAGAAAAUGGAUGGAUGGAAUGUGUAAAUGUGGAAGUAGUGUCAAUGCGCUUUGAGUACCUUGAAGGUAGAAAAGCGCUAUACAAGUUCAACCCAUUUAUGUAUUUACAUCAAAUAUCUGACAUAUUUGUUUGAUAUACGUACCAUAAUCAUACCGGCAUUUGGGACGACGUGGCUCGGACGGUAGAGCGGCCGUGCCAGAAACUUAAGGGUUCCAGGUUCAAUGCCAGCUUCCAAAAUCCUAAUCACGGCCCACCUAUCUCCAAGUGGCCCCUACACUGCUGUAUGAUUGUGCAGGACUCUUGAAAAAGAGAUGCGUAAUCUCAAUGGGACCUUUCCUGUGUACAUAAACAUAAAAAUAAUAAUAACCAUCCAUCCAUGCAUCACUGUCUCUUAUCUCAAAUAAGUGAUCUACUACCUGCUGCCACAUACUGAUAUGGAAGAGUAUUACUCUGUAGCUCAUGAGACAGCACGGACACUCAACAACGGCAUAUUAUUUUUAGAAUACAAUUAAUGGUUUGCAAAAAAUAUUUUUGAUUAUAACAUUUAGGUGACAUUGCAAAAUGUCCAAUGGCACAUCAGUCAAUAUCUUAGGACAUACAGUGUGGUUGAAAAGCACUGCUCUAUAUGACAGUGGUGCCUUGCAAAAGAGCCCCAGUAGGUUUUUGCAGGGCAAAGAUUCUCUAUAUGACAGACACACUCCUUUUUUAAGGCCCUAUUGCCAAAUGUUAGUUAAAGAUUGUCAAUAUGACAGGAGGGUGUUGCGGUAUGUUGAUGUAGGUCCUCUAUAUGACACUGUCAUUUUUGUGCCCACAAGUCAAAGAUCUUCUAUAUCAAAGUAAGACAUUUGUUUGGAAAUGUUUAUCCAUUUUAUUUCUGAGUAUCUUAUUUUGAAAGAACUCUCAUUUAUAUGCCUAGUUCUACCCCUUGAGUCAAAUUAUUUAAUUGUAGUAUUGCCACUACCUUGGGGAAGUCAUCAAGGUAAACAUUUAGUCACAUCAUUGACCACCUUGAGGACACGUCAUCUUUGAAUAGUCAUGCCGCUGAACGUCUAUGAUGUCAGCAUUCCUGCCUGACAAGAGAGUCAUUUCACUCUCUUCCACCCAUGCCCACGGAGUUUUCCACUUAAUUCAGGACCCAAACAAUCCCCCUUUUGUUUGGUCCAAAGGGUUGCCGCACUAUGCAUGCUGGAAUGUGGCCUUCCAAGAAAGUUAUGAUUGUUUUGGUGAUGUCCCUGCAGGACCAUCUUUGUUCCAGAGAUUAUGAUUGAAAUAUAGUGAAUUUAGAACUUGGAGCAGCUUUGUUUUUUAAUCAUCCGCUCCUCACACUUGCUAGCAUGGCCACGUAGAAGAUGUCUUAAUGAGUUGGAACAAGGGGAUGAAGCGGAGGAGGAGGAGGGGGAGAGGGCCGCAUGUUCCACAUUAAAGCAUUCUCAAUUAUCCCUUUGCUUAACGACACAGGUCAGGAUGACUUGAGACGUUGGACAAUGGAUGUAUGGAAUGACGAGGAGGGGCCUUGUUGCCAUGGUGUUUCCUGAGGGGAUGGGGUGGAAUGGGAGCGUGUAUUUUUGCCCACCUUUUAAAGAUGGGAUUGUUGGAGCACCACCACCACCCUCAGCGAGUCUGCUUGUGAAUCAUUCUCUUCUAAAGGUUUGGCCCAUUAGUGAGUCACAUUACUGAUGCCCCUAAAGCUGACCAACACGCCGGAUUGUAGUCAGCUGGAGGCGUGUCUUAAUGAAAUUAAACAAUGGAUGUCCGCUAACUUUUUGCAACUCAACGCCAAAAAAACGGAAAUGCUGAUUAUCGGUCCUGCUAGACACCGAACUCUAUUUAAUAAUACAACUCUAACAUUUGACAACCAAACAAUUAAACAAGGCGACACGGUAAAGAAUCUGGGUAUUAUCUUCGACCCAACUCUCUCCUUUGAGGCACACAUUAAAAGCGUUACUAAAACGGCCUUCUUUCAUCUCCGUAAUAUCGCUAAAAUUCGCUCCAUUCUGUCCACUAAAGACGCUGAGAUCAUUAUCCAUGCGUUUGUUACGUCUCGCCUCGACUACUGUAACGUAUUAUUUUCGGGUCUCCCCA
This is a messenger RNA of Nerophis ophidion (straightnose pipefish), 6184 nucleotides long. Its product is annotated as calcium-independent phospholipase A2-gamma-like. Gene Ontology annotation, biological process: arachidonate metabolic process. Gene Ontology annotation, cellular component: membrane. Bases 337 to 2271 code for a protein of 644 amino acids. Lineage: Eukaryota; Metazoa; Chordata; Actinopteri; Syngnathiformes; Syngnathidae. The transcript is spliced from 10 exons. The record is from RefSeq and is a predicted model, not a curated record.